GUGCUGGGUUUUGGCCAGACGUUGACAACACUCUGGAAAGUUCCCUUCCCUCCGUGGGACGAAGCACCGUGCGAUGGCUAAGGGUUGUUUCUGAGGGAGCAGCGCUGACCCCAAGCACCUGCUCCCGGGAGCUUUUCCAUUCUUGACGGAGGGGAGGCAGACGGUCCAGAGGCUUGAGGGACACGCCCAUCGGGAGUUUGCACAAUAAAAGUGGUGACGGAAAAGGGAAGCAAGGCCGGCAAUAGCACGGGGCUGCUCUUCCAGACAAACAGUCCCAGCCUGUGUCCACAAUGACCGGCGUCCGGGCCACAGCGGCAGGCGUGGCCCAGGGGGCGCCUCUCUCCCGAUCCUCGACCCCUCCCCACUCCUCACGACGGCCUCAGGAGCAGGGCUCUCUCCCCACGAGCUAUUGGAAAGGCAUCAUAUUGUGAGAAAGAACACGUUUAAACAUGAAGCCCUCACAAAACGCACAUCUGAUAAAAGGCUUGUGUCCAAAAUAUGCAAAGAACUCUUACAGCUCAACAACCAGGAAACAACUAAUUAAAACGGCAAAUCCGAAAGGACAGCUCACCCAAGAAGCUACGCAGGGAGCAGACGGGCACAUCGUGUGUCACGACACAAUUGCAGCUCGAACAAGGAGCCCCCGCCACACGCCCGUGAGAACGACCCGAAUCCCGAACCCGACAGCACACACACCGGGGAGGACGCGGGGCAGCGGGAUUCUCGUUCGCGGCAGGGGCCACGCAACACGGGGCAGCCACGCUGAGGACCGUCUGGCGGCUCCUUCCAGACCUAAACACAGUCUCUCCAAUUACCUAGCAAUCAUGCUCCUGAGAAUUUAUCCAAGCGGUCUCAAAACUGUGUCCACAAACAACCGACACAAGGUGUUUAUAGCGGCUUUAUUCGCAGUUACUGAGAAUUAAAGCGACUGAGAUGCCCUGCAGGGGUAAGCGGAUAAAGUGCGGUGCAUCCAGACCAGGCGAUGUUAUGCGGCACUAAAAAGAGAUGAGCCACGGAGCCAUGGAGCCACGAACACACGGGCCUCCCGCAGAAGAACUCAGGCUCUCAGACUGGUUUCAUCCUGGGACUGCGGACCAGUACCCGGAGCUGUUCAUGCGAUCAGCGAAUAAGCACUUCAUGACCGGCUACAGAGUCGUCUUUUACAUCAUGGUGGACGCCUUGUCCAGGCUGCCGGACCUGGAGCCAGAUCCUCUCCGAACUUUCAAGGUCCUCCCCAUCAAAGGAGACCGGUGGGGUGACUUUCACCUCACACGCAUGAGUUCCCUGGCUGAACACAUACUAGGGCACAUUGAGGACGAAGUCGACUUUCUGUUCAGCAUGACCGUCAACAGGGUCUUCCAGAACGACUUUGGGGUGGAGACCCUGGGCACGUCCGUGGCUCAGCUCCAUGCCUGGUGGUACUUUAAAAACAAGGACAUCCCUUACGAGAGGAGGCCCAAAUCGGCAGUGUGCAUCCCGUUUGGGCAGGGGGACUUCUACUACGACGGCUCCGUCAUCGGUGGCCGGCCCCUGGAGGUUUUAACCGUCAUCGAAGGUUACCUGCAAGGGGUCACUCACGACCACAAGAAUGGGCUGAACAGCACCUACGAAAGGCACCUGAACAAGUAUUUUUUCACGCACAAGCCCACCAAGCUGCUGUCUCCCGAAUACAGCUGGAACGCGGCACUCCGGCCCCCCGCGCAGGUCUGGUCGGUCAAGGCCACGCGGCUCUCCCGCCGGUACUUCUGACCCGCCGGCUCCUGCAAAUGCCCAGCGGCAGGUUCCCGGGGUCACGGGCGUCCUGACGCUUUCCUGGCUUCCGGGGCUGGCGCGUGCACACCACCCAAGGGAAAUGUUUCUCCUUGCCGUUUGGAACUGUCCAGUCCCAAUCAUUAAAAAUGAUUAUUUAAUGUCUACUCACAGUGACGUUGGGACCCAUGUACUGUAGAGAGCCGGGACGUCA
This is a messenger RNA of Neofelis nebulosa (Clouded leopard), 1963 nucleotides long. RefSeq names its product glycosyltransferase 6 domain containing 1 (gene GLT6D1). Gene Ontology annotation, molecular function: hexosyltransferase activity. The coding region runs from base 1006 to 1749 and encodes 247 amino acids. The record is from RefSeq and is a predicted model, not a curated record. Lineage: Eukaryota; Metazoa; Chordata; Mammalia; Carnivora; Felidae. Gene Ontology annotation, cellular component: membrane; vesicle; Golgi apparatus. The transcript is spliced from 3 exons. Gene Ontology annotation, biological process: carbohydrate metabolic process.